AUGAUUGUGGAAACACACACGGCACCAGAGUCUGCGAUGGGUGCCAAGCGCGCAUUCAGGGAACCGGAUACAAGUGUCUUGACUGUCCGGACUUCGAUUAUUGCCAUGGAUGGAUGCAUAAGAAGCAGCGCCGCAGAUCACGACGCCAUCCGUUGGUUUGAGCUCUUCAACAACAAACCUGUCUACUUUGCUUCUGGCGAUUUCACAACAGACAUGAAUCCCUCCCACCUGUCUGAUCCGUGCCGAUGCGUUUCUGUCUCAGCGCACUUCUUCGUCAUGGACUCGAAUGGCGUUCUAGUGGAUGCCGCCUAA
Messenger RNA from Colletotrichum higginsianum IMI 349063, 312 nucleotides. RefSeq lists its product as uncharacterized. The transcript has a single exon. Bases 1 to 312 code for a protein of 103 amino acids. NCBI's taxonomy places the organism in Eukaryota, Fungi, Ascomycota, Sordariomycetes, Glomerellales, Glomerellaceae. The record is from RefSeq and is a predicted model, not a curated record.